This is a messenger RNA of Arabidopsis arenosa, 1910 nucleotides long. Lineage: Eukaryota; Viridiplantae; Streptophyta; Magnoliopsida; Brassicales; Brassicaceae. The record is from the annotation of a GenBank genome assembly.
CAAGUUGCAAAGUGUUCUCUCCCCAAUGGCUAAUCACCACCGACUUUUACGCGGCGGCGGAUCUCCGGCGAUAACCGGUGGCAGAAUCAGACUCACAGCUUUCGCUUCCACUAUUGCACUCUUCCUCUUCACUCUCUCCUUCUUCUUCGCUUCCGAUUCUAACGAUUCACCUGAUCUCCAUCUUCCCGGUGUUGAGUACUCUAAUGGAGUCGGAUCUAGAAGAUCCAUGUUGGAUAUUAAAUCGGAUCCUCUUAAGCCACGGUUGAUUCAGAUCCGGAAACAAGCUGAUGAUCAUCGGUCAUUAGCAUUAGCUUAUGCUUCUUACGCGAGGAAGCUUAAGUUAGAGAAUUCGAAACUCGUUAGGAUCUUCGCUGAUCUCUCGAGGAAUUAUACAGAUCUGAUUAAUAAACCGACGUAUCGAGCUUUGUAUGAUUCUGAUGGAGCUUCGAUUGAAGAAUCUGUGCUUAGGCAAUUUGAGAAAGAAGUUAAGGAACGGAUUAAAAUGACUCGUCAAGUGAUUGCUGAAGCUAAAGAGUCUUUUGAUAAUCAGUUGAAGAUUCAGAAGCUGAAAGAUACGAUUUUCGCGGUUAACGAACAGUUAACUAAUGCUAAGAAGCAAGGUGCGUUUUCGAGUUUGAUUGCUGCGAAAUCGAUACCAAAGGGAUUGCAUUGUCUUGCGAUGAGGCUGAUGGAAGAGAGGAUUGCUCACCCUGAGAAGUAUACUGAUGAAGGGAAAGAUAGACCGUCGGAGCUUGAGGAUCCGAAUCUUUACCAUUACGCUAUAUUUUCGGAUAAUGUGAUUGCGGCGUCAGUGGUUGUGAACUCUGCUGUGAAGAAUGCUAAGGAGCCGUGGAAGCAUGUCUUUCAUGUUGUGACUGAUAAGAUGAAUCUUGGGGCGAUGCAGGUUAUGUUUAAACUGAAGGAGUAUAAAGGAGCUCAUGUAGAAGUUAAAGCUGUUGAGGACUAUACGUUUUUGAACUCUUCGUAUGUUCCUGUGUUGAAGCAAUUGGAGUCUGCGAAUCUUCAGAAGUUCUAUUUCGAGAAUAAGCUCGAGAAUGCGACCAAGGAUACCACGAAUAUGAAGUUCAGGAACCCCAAGUAUUUGUCUAUAUUGAAUCACUUGAGGUUUUAUUUACCCGAGAUGUACCCGAAACUACAUAGGAUACUGUUUUUGGACGACGAUGUGGUUGUGCAGAAGGAUUUAACCGGGCUGUGGGAGAUCGAUAUGGAUGGGAAAGUGAAUGGAGCUGUAGAGACUUGUUUUGGGUCGUUCCAUCGGUAUGCUCAAUACAUGAAUUUCUCACAUCCUUUGAUCAAAGAGAAGUUUAAUCCCAAAGCAUGCGCGUGGGCGUAUGGAAUGAACUUCUUUGAUCUUGAUGCUUGGAGAAGAGAGAAGUGCACAGAAGAAUAUCACUACUGGCAAAAUCUGAACGAGAACAGGGCUCUAUGGAAACUGGGAACAUUACCACCGGGACUGAUCACGUUUUACUCGACCACAAAGCCUCUGGACAAAUCAUGGCAUGUGCUUGGGCUGGGUUACAAUCCGAGCAUUAGCAUGGAUGAGAUCCGUAACGCUGCAGUGGUACACUUCAACGGUAACAUGAAGCCAUGGCUGGACAUAGCUAUGAACCAGUUUCGACCACUUUGGACCAAACAUGUCGACUAUGACCUCGAGUUUGUUCAGGCUUGCAAUUUCGGCCUCUGAACUCUGAAAUUUUUUCUUUAUCAUCAAAAUCUGAAAGCAUAUGUUGGUACUUAAGCUCUACGAACUUUUAACCUUAGUUUUUGUUUGUUGUUUAUUUAUAUAUUUUUGAGGGUUUAGUAGAAUACUUGUAUUUUGUUCAUAGCUGUCGUAAUUCUAUGGCAACCUAUAUCAAAGCUUAAAUAUAUUAUAAAGUUUGACAUCGUAU